AUAAGCCGGGUUCUCUGUCCCUGCCAUAGUAAACACACAAAAAGCAUGGUGCAUAGACCACCGCUGUGGGAACAAACAAGGGGAGGGUCACAUGUGAGACCAGAACGACUGCAGCCCUCCAGACUAUUCUAGGUAACUGGAAUGUACACAGCGACCUCAUGGCAAACUCCAAACUUGAGACCUCGUGUCUUUCUCCACAUAACUUUGGACUGUGCCGUCUUUUAAAGACAAUCUUGGGAGAAAUGUAUUUGCUUUUUUUCCUGCUGAACUGUGUCUGAUUCUCGUUAAACGUGAGUGUAAAGAACAAACAGCAUGGCUAGUAUAUCAACAGAGGUCUUUCCAUUCAAGGACCAAGAACUCCCCACGCAGCUCCUGUUUCAGCUGAACCUACUAAGACAGGAGCAGAUUUUCACUGAUGUGAUCUUGUGCACAGAAGAUAAGGAGAUACCAUGUCACAGAAACGUCUUAGUUUCCAGCAGCCCGUACUUCAGAGCCAUGUUCUGCAGCAACUUUCGGGAGAGCAGCCAAGCCAGAGUGGACCUGAAAGGGAUUGCAUCAGAAGUCAUUGAAUGUGUCGUGGAUUACAUUUAUACUGGUUCCAUCACCAUAACCAUGGAGCUUGUGCUGCCUCUAAUGCAGGCGGCCUCCAUGCUGCAGUAUGGGAGGCUCUUUGAGGCUUGCUCAACUUUCCUGCAGGAGCAGCUUAAUCCAGAAAACUGCUUGAGCAUGAUCCGGCUCUCAGAGAUCCUUCAUUGCGAAACCCUCAAGGAGAGAGCCAAAGAAAUGGCUGUGCGCUGUUUCUCAGAUGUAGCUGCUUCUGAGGACUUCUGCGAACUUACCCUUCCCGAGCUAAUGUGCUACCUAGAGGACGACCGACUGUGCGCUGAGGAAGAACAGGUUUUUGAGACAUUGCUUGCUUGGAUCCACCAUGACCCCUUCUCGCGCCGAGGAGCUAUUCAUGACCUCUUCAAGAAGGUCCGAUUGAGGUACAUCCAUCCAACAUACCUCUUCCAGUUUAUCGCCAAUGAUCCACUUGUCCAGUCAUCUACGCUCUGCACCGAGAUCAUAGAGUCUGUCCGACGUCUUAUGUUUUCAGUUAGUGCCAAAUGUACUAAAGAACUGAAGCCUCUAUGGACCACACCACGUCGCUAUACAUGCAGAGAGACUCUAGUGGUGGUUGGAGGUCGCAAGAACAACGAACAGACUUCUCGAGAGGCACUUCUCUAUGACGAACGAACUCAAAGGUGGCAGUGGCUUGCUAAGCUACCUUUGAGACUUUACAAGGCGGCAUAUGUUUGUAUUCACAGCAUUCUGUAUGUGGUGGGGGGCCUCAGUCUUAGUUUGAUAUCUGGAGAUAGUGCAGUUAGUGCCACAGUGUAUACCCUCUCAUUGAAGACCAACCAAUGGAGGACUGCAGAACCAAUGCUGGAGCCACGGUAUGCCCAUCAGUGUGUCUCCUACCUUCACUUUAUCUUUGCUCUUGGUGGAAUCGGGCAAGAUAAGCAGAUCUCAAAUACAGUGGAGCGCUACAACAGCAUGUUCAACCAAUGGGAGGUAAUGGCAGCAAUGCCCACAGCAGUCUUACAUCCUGCGGUCGCAGCCAAUGAUCAGAGGAUUUAUGUAUUUGGUGGCGAAGAUGCCUUGCAGAAUCCAGUGAGAUUAAUACAGGUUUAUCACAUUUCCCGCAACUUGUGGUCUAGAUUGGAAACUAGGACGGUGAAGAAUGUCUGUGCACCUGCUGCAGUGAUAGAAGACAAGAUUUAUAUUGUUGGCGGAUAUACAAGAAGAGUGAUCGCCUAUGACACCAAAGCAAACAAAUUUGUGAAGUGCACGAACAUGAAGGAGAGACGGAUGCAUCACGCAGCUACAGUCAUCAACAACAAACUCUACGUGACCGGAGGUCGUUUUCUCAACAGUCAUGAUGUCAUUGAAGACUCUGACUGCUUUGAGUGCUAUGACCCUAAAACCGACGUGUGGACUUCCAAAGGGUCUCUACCAUAUAAACUGUUUGAUCACGGUUCUCUACCACUGAUCUGCAUCUCCAACCGCCCCAACCCACCAUGACUGCUUAGCGGAUGCAAAAAAAUCUCUUGCUUGGGUGUUCCAUUUGCUCCCUUGCUCAUUAAGGAAAAUGAGAAAUAUGGGGCCACAGCUGAGACUUGAAACCAUCUGAGGAAGCUCAAAUUCAUUUGUGGGUUGAGUACAUUUCAUCUGUGGCUUUGAUGGUAUGCUGUUGGUGCUCGCCAGCAUCUGUGCCAUCUUAAAUCAAACGAGAUUUGAGCUGGCAAUCACAAGUGUCACAGUGGACCUCAGGGAUUGUGCCUAGGACCUCAGAGCAAAACGGCACAGUUAUGCAAUGCACAGCUGUCCCUGCAGAACUGUGACCCAAAAAUCUUCAGACAGAUGUUUCUCAUCAUGGUCUCCCUCUCUCAGAAUGACUUGAGCUGACAGAUUUUAGUCAAUGGCUUCUUGUUAGCCUGAAUUUAAUUGGAAUCCAGGAGAUGUGACGAUCUUUUAGCCGGUGUUAAAUCUACAAGCAUAUGGACAUGACGUGACUGUUUGAUGAAGUAAUUGGUCAAGUGAAGAGAGCAUUCCCGGAGAGCUAUGGCAUGUGGUCACUUCUAUGUAAUUAACGAAGGCCAAAAACAAACCUAAUGAAUCAUGAAAUGCUUGAUGUACCAUGUACUCUAAAAGUAUGUGGACACCUGCUUCUAAUUAACAGGCUUUACUAUUACAUUAGGAACAGAUGCAUAAAAUCAGCUGUUUCAGAUAGAAUGCAUUCGGGGCUGGAACACAUAAGUUAACAAUAGUUACGUUCAUCCAAGGAUGAUCAAUGGGAUCUUGUUUUACCUACAGCAAAAUCGUGGUUAAGAACCACAGCACUACCAAAUUUCAACAGUUUUGCAACUUUUUUUUUAACAAUUUGAGAUAAACUGUUAAAGACAAGCCUGUUGUGAGCUCUGUGGUUGUACAUUGAUUGUAUAUGCUUAUGCUGAAAUAAUCUAUUUUCAUUAAAUAAACAUAUUUUUAAAACAGUCA
Molecule: messenger RNA, 3039 nt
Organism: Danio aesculapii
Lineage: Eukaryota; Metazoa; Chordata; Actinopteri; Cypriniformes; Danionidae
Gene: klhl38a
Product: kelch-like family member 38a
Exons: 4
Coding region: 313-2064 (583 amino acids)
Molecular function (GO): protein binding
Source: RefSeq, a predicted model, not a curated record